AUAGCCUGGCCCAACUUCUUUCUUUCUUUUUCUCCUUCUUCACUGAGGAUGAAAUGUGACCAGUAACCUCUGCUCCUUCUCCCACCCUUUCCCUGCCACGAUGGAAUUUAGGACUUCAACUGUCUUCAUUAGUUGCUUUUGUCAGGGUAGCUUGUCCCAGCAAAAGGAAUGCUGCAUCUUGUGUGGGCAAACAUGAAGUAACUAAGCAGAGCUGCCAAGUCAUGGCCAGUUCCUUCUGCAGAGGCGUGGAACAGGAAGCCAGGGUUGGGCAAGUGUGUCUUUGUCUCAUCGUCAUUAAGGGAACUUUAAGGAGAGGGCAUCGGGGGACAACUAAAAAGAACUAACGAGAUGGCCGAGCACGGGGAGGCCUCUGAGGAGCCAGUUACUGAGUUUGAUUAUGACCAUCUCCAUGAGCUCUCUGCUCUUCUCGGUGUGGAUGCAGUGCAGCUGGCCAAGAGCCAAGAUGAAGAAGAGCGUAAAGCACGAAUGAAAAUGAAGAAAGGUUUUAACUCACAGAUGCGCAGUGAAGCCAGGAGAUUAAAGACUUUUGUGACCUAUGACCCAUAUAGCUCAUGGACACCUCAGGACAUGGCAGCUGCUGGGUUUUACCUUACUGGGGUGAAACUUGGGGUGCAGUGCUUUUGCUGUAGCUUAAUCCUCUUUCACACCAGCCUCAGGAAAGUUCCCAUAGAAAUCCACAAGAAAUUUCGUCCAGAAUGUGAGUUCCUGUUGGGCAAAGAUGUCGGUAACAUUGGCAAGUAUGACAUAAGGGUGAAGAGUCCAGAGAAGAGGCUGAGAGGCAGCAAAGCACAGUACCAAGAAGAGGAGGCCAGGCUGGAGUCCUUUGAGAAGUGGCCGUUUUAUGCCCAUGGGACCUCGCCACGUGUACUCUCCGCAGCCGGCUUUGUCUUUACAGGUGAAAGGGACACUGUGCAGUGCUUCUCCUGCGGUGGAUGCCUGGGAAACUGGGAAGAAGGAGACGAUCCCUGGAAGGAGCAUGCCAAGUGGUUCCCCAAAUGUGAAUUUCUUCAAAGUAAGAAAUCGUCAGAGGAAAUUGCCCAGUAUAUUCAAAGCUACGAGGGAUUUGUUCAUGUGACGGGAGAACAUUUUGUGAAUUCCUGGGUCAGAAGAGAAUUACCUAUGGUAUCAG
Messenger RNA from Psammomys obesus (fat sand rat), 1150 nucleotides. RefSeq names its product baculoviral IAP repeat-containing protein 1a-like. The record is from RefSeq and is a predicted model, not a curated record. The annotation marks the transcript as partial. Gene Ontology annotation, cellular component: IPAF inflammasome complex. The transcript is spliced from 5 exons. Gene Ontology annotation, biological process: detection of bacterium; inflammatory response; defense response to bacterium. Gene Ontology annotation, molecular function: cysteine-type endopeptidase inhibitor activity involved in apoptotic process; ATP binding. NCBI's taxonomy places the organism in Eukaryota, Metazoa, Chordata, Mammalia, Rodentia, Muridae.